Lineus longissimus is the source of this 5658-nucleotide messenger RNA. RefSeq names its product START domain-containing protein 10-like. Gene Ontology annotation, molecular function: lipid binding. Bases 60 to 950 code for a protein of 296 amino acids. The transcript is spliced from 6 exons. The record is from RefSeq and is a predicted model, not a curated record. Lineage: Eukaryota; Metazoa; Nemertea; Pilidiophora; Heteronemertea; Lineidae.
UUUAGUCGAUGUGUACAAAAUUGUUUCUGUAGUUUAGUGAUUAUUUUGCUCUUUUUAACAUGUCUAAAUCGUCUAAAUCUUGUGAUAAAAACUUUACUGGGCUGCUGAUGCAGCCGGGAGAGGUGGUGGUGCCGGACGGUCCAAUGUUUGACACUUUUAAAGAGAUUUGUGUGAACUGUUCGGGAGAAAGUGGUUGGAAAUUAGAAUUCAAUAAAAGCCCACCAACAAAAGUUUGGUCCAAGAAAAAUGACUAUUCAAGUUUCAAAGUUCUGAAGGGCUUCACAGUAUUCGAAGACGUGACACCAGGUCAGCUUUACGAUGUUAUCCAUGAUCCACGGUACAGACGACAAUGGGAUCCUCACAUGAUCGAGGGCAGGGAGAUCUGUUUUAUCAAUCCAUGCAAUGAUAUAGGCUAUUACUCAAUUAAAUCUCCUGUGCCCGGCAUGAAGAACAGAGACUUCGUCACUCAAAGGUCUUGGUUAGCUCAAGAUCAUCUAAAUGAAUAUAUCAUCAUGAACCAUUCUGUCAAUCACAAGUCGUGUCCACCUAAGAAAGAGUUCGUGCGAGGGAAGUCAUUUUUGACCGGUUAUUAUAUCACACCACAUCAGAAUAAGAUGGGCAAGAUGGGAUGUGAAUUCUACUAUAUUACUCAGUGCGAUGUUGGAGGACAAUUGCCAGCAUGGAUCGUAAACAUGGCCACAGGAAUCAUGGCUCCAAGAAUGUUCAAGAAACUAAACAAGGUCGCAGCGGCAUACCCGGCCUGGAAGAAGGAGAAUGAACCCAAUUGGAUGCCAUGGAGGGAUCCGAGCCAGAUCGAAAAUGACCGGAUCAAUUACGAUGAUGUGGACGUCCAGGACCAAUCAAGUGACACGUAUGACUCACUCGACGAGACGAAUUUAGCGGAAACGGAUUGCGAUUUGAAUUCUCUUGAAAUUUACAAGGAUGAUUAGGGAGAGUUUCUGGAGAUCAUAUACAGGUAUUCCAAGCUUGUUUUGAUGGAUGCCUCAAUGUUGUGCCAAUUGGCUGACUUUUGACACCAGCUGCACCGACCAAUUUGUAAAUGAUCCACAACCCCUUUGUGGGUCUCUGUCUUCCAAGUGGCACUUGUAACCCGGGGAUUGUUCCUUCAUUUCAUCCUUUGACUAACAGGGACUGGGGAAUGUUUCAAGCAGAAAAAUAUACAAAGUUUUUAUUGUCUCUCUGAAACCAACCACAAGAAAAUAAGUUUCUGAAGGGUUUGCAGCAAUACUGUCAAUUCACAAAUUUCCUUGUGUCUUUAUUUCACAUUUUCACCAAGGAAUUGAUAAAUCUUAUUAUUUUGCUCUACUCUUGAGAAGAAGCACAAAAUUUUUUAGAAAUCUGAAAGUCACCGGGUGUUUCAGGAGUUCUCUCCUGAAUGGGAGAUCUUGCAACGGUACUCGUAGCUCAAUAUUAUCAUAGAUUCAUGUGAAAGUGUCAAACAGAUUAUGGUUUUUAGCGCCACCGUAAUAAUCUUGAGACAAUCACUUCAAGGCUUGGCAAGUUUCACUCCUACUCGGUGUUUUCAACUAAGUGAAAAUGGCCGAGCUUGGUGCUGAUUGGUUUCAAUAGAAAGCUUCUUGAUGAGGUAAAGCACUUUGAGAUGUAUCAACAGUGUGAAAGCGCUUUGUAAGAACUUAUAUUUCAUUCCAUUUACACUGACCCAGUCGAGUGUUUCCCUGCAGUGUGGACGAAGACAAAUUGAUGGGAUAUUACCAAGGAACAUGCACAUUGAAUAAGUUCUUUGGUUCUGGAAAACAGGUGAAGACACCACUGAAUUGUUAUAGAAGCCUUUUAGAAGCAAAUGGUUUAGGGGAACACCUACUAGAGGAAAAAAUCAUUGUUUGUGAUAAAAUGUUUAAGCAUGCGAUUAGAAAACUAGGAUAUAUUUAUUGCGUAUAUUUAUUUGUUAGUGAACGGUUUGUUUUAAUUUCCAUAGGUACAAGUGACAUUGUAUUGUAUCAUAUGAAUGUGCUAAACCUAGCACCCCUUCCUCAGAAAAUGGACUAUGCAGGGCUUGAGGGAAAAGCAUUACCUUUUGCAUGGUUUGUUCUUGAAAAAGGGGUCCCUGUGAUGGUCAAGAUUGAUACCUCAUUGAGAUUUCGUGAUGAUUAUCGUAAAUGGCAUUAUACUUCUACAGGGUGGCUUGUAAAAAAUGUUUUGUAUGUUAUUUUUCUUGGGGAAUUUCUCGUACCACUCUUGUGAAUGUACUGUAAACUGCUAAAUAAACACUCGAUCUAUGAUAGGAUGCUUGAAAAUGUAUUUAAAAUUGUGUAUUUAUUUACUUAUGAAAUGAACAGAAUUUUAUCAUACAAUAAUGAAUACCAUUACCAAAUGAUUCAAUGCUUCACUCAAGUAAGCAGUUGGCGAAGUUGGGCUGAAGUUUUUUUUCAUUCUCAAAAUUGCAAAAAAAUAUUUAGGGAAAUUAAUUAUUAGCAGUUUUGGCAAGAAUGGGAGAGUAAUCUUUACGUUUAAAUGAAGCCAGUGUGAAUACUUCAGGAGCCCUGAGCUAUUGGGGAGGCAUCUUGUGUCAGUUUGAUCUACUGAACACUGAAUUCACUUUUUGAUCCAUACUAAGUACAUGAAUGCCCCCCCCCCAAAAUGUUACUUGCGAGCAGUGACUGAGGUGGUUGCCUUUUUUGCAUUCUGUAUUUUCUGAUGGUAUUACAUGGCCAUAGGUCUUCUAUGGUUCUCUGCAUUGGAUAAAGCAAUAGACUAUAUCUCUUUUGAAACAUGUAUUUUGUGAAAACUUACAGGAUGAAAUGGACCAUGAAAUUUGCUGUCACUAUUGACUGAUAUUUAUUGUUAUAGAUGUGGCCACAUAUAUUUUGUAGUUCACGGAGUACCUCACCAUAUUAGGACAUGAUGUGACGUCUUGUAAUAAACAAUGCUUAUAGCUGUGCAUAGCACUAGCUACCAGCCACUGUGCUACAAAGAAUUCUCAAAAUGUCAUGCGCCACUUUUUGCAAUACUGUGCCCGAGUCUGAUUGACCUGAUCUCCAUAUUACACCUUCUCCAAAUCUAUUUCUCAUGUGUGUGUUUGAUUGCUCCUAUAAAUUAAUUUCUUUUGUUGUGAUAACAUUGAGUGUGAUUUACGUUUUUUUGUGUCGCUUGUAAACUCCUCUUUUGUUGGAUUACCUCUGUGUAAAAUGUCUUGAAUUCAAGCAGAUGAUGACAUAACAGUACACCGAAAAAAGUCAACAAAACCAGCCAAUGUAUAAAUGCUUGUUAUCACUCUAAUUGUCCGGGACAUGAUUCUAAAAGGGCUCUCAUGUCCAGGGGACCUUUGAAUAUUCUGGCAUCAUUCAUUUGAAAAAGAAUGUGUCUCUUGUACUGAAAUACCUCUCGCAGAAAAACUUCUUCCUGUAUCUUUUGACCUCUUUGAGUGUUCUGCACUAUGUUUGAAAAGCGGAUUACAUGCACUGGUAGUUGUGAUACUCAUGUGGCCACCAGGUGACACCAAAUCAUUUCUUUGUCGCGUGAACAAAACCUAUUGCUGACGACUCUUGGACAUUAAAUGGCUGACAGUUGUGAGAAUAUGAAGCAACAAUAAUCUGUUAUAGACAGAAUUUGGUCGUGCGCCGGUCUGUGACUUUCUGGGUUACCUUAAUAGAGAGGUUCUACUGUAUCUGUAUCAGACAACUGUAAAGUCAGCCAGGAACCAUCGUGACUUUGAAGGUGGCAGCACGUGCUACUGAAUGGAAUGUGUCCUUACAGAAACGGCACUGUGCCUUGAAAGUUAUGAUGACCUUGAGUUUUCAGUAAUUUGUUUAUCUGCACUGUUUGAAUUGCUUCUCAUGUAUUAUGUGAAUUGCGUUAUUUCCUUUAGUUUGGAUUCAACUCAUGUUGGUUCUCUGUGCCUCCAAUAGGGGGAGACGUAGUUAUUGGAUGCUGUUUUGAUAACCACAGCACAAGAUAGUGGUAAGUCUGUCACUGGUUUUAACCAAGAAGUGGAUGUGAUAAGCCUGUCGCAAUGCCUCGGACCUUGCUCUGCUUGUUUGGUCAAAGUCCCUCCCCUUUGCAUUGGUUAUGCGGUAAGCCUGGGACCUCGCUUGGUCAAAGUCCCUCCCCUUCGCAUGGGUUAUGCCGGUAAGCCUGGGACCUCGCUUGGUCAAAGUCCCUCCCCUUCGCAUGGGUUAUGCCGGUAAGCCUGGGACCUCGCUUGGUCAAAGUCCCUCCCCUUCGCAUGGGUUAUGCCGGUAAGCCUGGGACCUCGCUUGGUCAAAGUCCCUCCCCUUCGCAUGGGUUAUACCGGUAAGCCUGGGACCUCGCUUGGUCAAAGUCCCUCCCCUUCGCAUGGGUUAUACCGGUAAGCCUGGGACCUCGCUUGUUCAAAGUCCCUCCCCUUCGCAUGGGUUAUACCGGUAAGCCUGGGACCUCGCUUGGUCAAAGUCCCUCCCCUUUGCAUUGGUUAUGCGGUAAGCCUGGGACCUCGCUUGGUCAAAGUCCCUCCCCUUCGCAUGGGUUAUACCGGUAAGCCUGGGACCUCGCUUGGUCAAAGUCCCUCCCCUUCGCAUGGGUUAUACCGGUAAGCCUGGGACCUCGCUUGGUCAAAGUCCCUCCCCUUCGCAUGGGUUAUGCCGGUAAGCCUGGGACCUCGCUUGGUCAAAGUCCCUCCCCUUCGCAUGGGUUAUGCCGGUAAGCCUGGGACCUCGCUUGGUCAAAGUCCCUCCCCAUCGGAUCGUAUUAAGGAGCACCGGUAACCAACAUGAUUUCAUUUUGUAGCCACCAGUAGAUUUGACGUAGCUGCAAUAUAAACUUAAUGACUGUACUUAUAAUUUCUCCAUCUUUCUCCCCCUUUUAUGGUUUGGAGUGUUGAUCUGAUGAUCUACCAAUACUGUGAUGUUGUAUUUAACCGGUCGUUCCUCCAGUAGGGCCUGGCGUAGACUUAGUCGUGCAUUAGAUCUGCACCUAUAAUGGGAGACUGGAUAACGACAGCACCACAGUAUUUAGCUCAACACAUGAACAUGAUGAAUUGACUUUGCCUAAUACAUAUCUCUCUCUAACCGGCUGUUAUUUGUGCUACAUUGGUCAUUUCUAAUGGAAUAAAGUGAAAUUUCAUUGCAUUGAGUAUGACUGUUUGAAAAUGCUCUUAUUCUAAUGUGAUGUUUCACAUCACUUAUUCUCAUGUGAUGUUUUGCCGAUAUUUUUUGAAACGGGUUGUGGACUGAUGGAUUCUUUUAGAUGAUACACUGCCAUCAGAGUGUAAAUCAUUUGGAUAGGGUAUAUUUCCUUGGUUGUUGUGUCAGAGUGUCGUAUAGCCUUCUCUUCUGUCUGAGAAAUUGGAACUUAGUGAAGGGUGUGAGUUUUUUUCAUUUACUGUCUGUGUUAUAUUUCUGUUGGAAAACAAUGUACUGAAAAAGUGUCUUGGAUAGUUUUAUAGUGUUCAUAUUGUUCUCUUGUUCUCUUGUACACUUGAAAACAUUUGAGGAAACACUUUCAAUAUGUUGUGAUUUGACAGAAACAUAUUAUUUAAUCUGAACCAAUUACAUGUACUGUUUGAUAUGAAAAUGCGAGAUAUAUCACACUGCUGUGAAAUGCUGAUCAAGCAGUUUGGUAUACUCUUUCAUUAUCUACCAAAACUAUGAUUUUAUUGAAUGCUAUCUUGCAAGGACUUUGCUAAAGUUAUUGUGUAAACUA